Molecule: messenger RNA, 1178 nt
Organism: Paramecium pentaurelia
Lineage: Eukaryota; Ciliophora; Oligohymenophorea; Peniculida; Parameciidae
Source: the annotation of a GenBank genome assembly
AUGAAUUCAAACUAAACAGACUUACAUGAAUAAUAGGUUGUUGAAAAUACAGAAAAUAUUGACACUACUAAUACUGAAUAACUACUUGAUUUUACCAAUAUGUUUAAAACUUAAAAAGUAGCAAAACCUAAAUUACUAAAUAGAUAAUAAUAAUAAUAAUAAUAAUAAUAGUAAUAAUCAUAAUAAUAAUAAUCAUAAUCAACUUAAUCUACAGAGGAGCAAAACAAUAAGUCAGUUUAAAAUAUAGUACCAAGAAAUCUCACCAUUACUUAAGAAAAAAUGAGCCAAAGAAGAUGUUUAGAUGUACGUAGAUGGUAUAGUUUGAGUAGACCAUAAUACUAAAGAAGUUGUGGAAUUUCUUCUGUUGUAACUUGCUGGAAUUAUUUAUUUUCUACUCUAGGUGUAGGAAAUUUAAAUCCACUUUCAUAAGAAGAAGUUAUUGUCUCUUUGGGGUAAUGAUAAAAACUAUUUAAGUUUAACAACUGAAGUAGGGCCUCAUUUUAAUGAUGUAGAAUUCGGAUCUUUUAGUGGAAAUAUGUCUUUAAUAUCUUGGUUUAAGAAUUUAUGUAGGUUGCAUAAAGUAUAAGGAAGAGCUUAUUUUUUAUGGAAAAAUGAAGGAGAUUUUGCUACUCCUGGUGUUGAUAGAGAUGUGGCACUCUAAAAAUUAACAGCUGGAUUGAAAACUGAUAAAGUUUCCUUUAUUUAUCAUGCAUAUGAUCAUUAUUUCUGUCCAAUUGGAUAUGAAUGCACUCCUAAUAAAUAAGUAGAGGCUUUUGUGGAUGAAAUAGAUUAUAAUGAUUGUCAAUAUUGGAUUAUUAUUGCUGAACCAGCUAAACCAUAUCCAAUGUUUACUGUUAGAAAGUGGGUUGAUAUUGCUUAAGAUUUAGAAUUAAAAUACCCUUAAUAUAUGAAUAUUCGAAAAAUGGAUGAAGGAAUUAAAAACUAUAAAUAUGAAAAAGGAGUUAGUUAACAUUGCAUAAUGGCAUUUGAAAGGAUUGAUCCUAAACCAAAAAAGAUUAUAGAAAAAAAAGAGAAGCCUAUAAUAAAUGAAGAAGUGCAUCUUGAAAAAACAAAUUAACUUGAUUAAAAAGUUGAGACUAAUGAAUAAAUACAUUAAAAUACAGAAAUUUUAGAUCCACUUAUUAAUAAUUAAUUGAAAUAAAAUGAUUAAUAAUGAA